AUGAGAAGAGGGUAUGGUCCUCCCGAGAACUCUUCAACCGAGGAGGAAUCACCAGAACGGAGUGGAAGAUCAGACAAUGCUAUGGAAGCUAAUCUCAAAGAACAAGAGGAGAUGGUUAAAAAGCUGUCUGUAAAUUGCGAAGAUGAUAAAUUGGCAGAAGUAAUAAGUGAAGCCGAAAAGACUCCCUUCACCCGGGAACUAGAAAAAGCACCAUUUCCCCCAAAGUGCACGCUUCCGACGUUUACUUCAAGGUUUGAUGGAACCGGAGAAGCGGUAGAACAUGUAAAGAUGUACAUGAUGUCACUACUCCAAUGGAAGAGCAACGACGUCGUCAUGUGUAAAUCUUUCCUCAUCGCCCUACCUAGGGUCAACAAGUUGUUCACUCUGGAAAGAAGGUUCAAGGAACCUUUGAGGUCUCUAACGGAUAGGUGGAGGAAAUUGUGUACCGAUAUCGGGAAGGCGCCAGUCGACCAACAGAUAUUCGGAUUCGAAAAUUCGUUCGGGAAGUAUGACCCUAUCUGGAUAGACAUGUUCACAGAGAAACCUCAGACGUUGAAAGAAAUGAGGAAGAUGCAGGAACACUACAUCGCAUUAGAAGAAAUACAAGAUGGGUCCAAAGACAGAGGAGUACAAGAGGCAAGCAUAACAGUAGAGGUGGCACCUCAGGAGGCAUCAAAGCGACCCGAGAAGAGAUCGGAUCCACCACAUAAAACCUCAGGGAGAAAGGAGUGGGUCGAGAAGGGGAAGAGGCCUCGCCAUGAACCAAGAAAUUAUACACCUCUGAACACACCACUAGAAGAGAUCUUCAAGGAAGUAGAAAAAAGGAAUGAUAUCAGAUACCCGAAGACCAGGGGAAUACAAUUUGAUGAACCAAAACACCAUCCCGAAUUCUGUCAUUAUCACCAGUACCGAGUCCACUCGACUAACAAUUGUCGGGAAGUAAAGGACAUAGUUCAACAUCUGAUUCGGUUUUGA
Papaver somniferum (opium poppy) is the source of this 975-nucleotide messenger RNA. RefSeq lists its product as uncharacterized. The record is from RefSeq and is a predicted model, not a curated record. The transcript has 2 exons. Bases 1 to 975 code for a protein of 324 amino acids. NCBI's taxonomy places the organism in Eukaryota, Viridiplantae, Streptophyta, Magnoliopsida, Ranunculales, Papaveraceae.